UAUAAAUAAAAUGUAAAUAAAAUUAUAAGUUUUAACAAAAUUAAAUUCCAGUAAUUUUCGGAGUAUUUCUAAAUUUAAGUUUCUAUCUGAUAAAUUCAAAAAUAAAUCAGGAAAAUGGUGGACUUUUGCAAAGCGGCGAAACGUAAGAACUUACUAUGCGACCUAAAAAAUUUAAUGGAUAGUAUGGAAAAACCGUGCUGUCCCGUUGCUCCAUGUGGCCCGGUUAUAGAAAUAUACGAUCCAUUGCCAAAACCGUGCGUACCAGUCGUUAAUCCGUGUUGCCCAUCGCCAUGUGCACCGGCUUGUUGUCCAGCACCAUGCGCACCGGCUUGUCCAUCUCCGUGUCCACCAGCUUGUCCACCAUGCGGGCCACCUCCAUGUGGAGUACCAUGUCCACCACCGUGCUGCCCGGGGUCCAAUCCGGUCCCCUUGUGCUGUGCACCACCAUGCUGUCCGGCAGUCCCACCAACCCUGCCAAUAUGCAUGCCGGCACCACCGCCGUGCGUACCCAUUUGCAAUCCCUGUCCGGAAGAACAGCCAUGCGUUCCAUGUAAUCCACCCGACAUGAUGGUUUGCUACCGAAGACCCAAGCCGUGUUGUCCCGUGCGAAGAUCAAAAUCCAGGGAAUUAAGGGCCAGUAUAUUAUACAUUGGCUGCGAUUGUGAGAAGCAUUUUGGACUUCAAGAUAGCUGCCCAAGAAGUGAAUGUCAAGGAGCACCAGAGUGUCUAUUAAAUCCUCCAUGUUGUGGGCCUAGCGAGUUUUCAGGAGGCAAACAUUUGGGUAGACGUGGGCCUAAAUGUAACGGACUUGAUGAGUAUCAAUGUUAUCCAGCUUACGUCAAAUUCCCAUGUUGCCCAGCACCAUGUUGUCCCGCACCUUGUCCCUCACCUUGUCCCCCUCCUUGUUGUCCUUCCCCCUGUCUCCCUCCUUGUCCACCUCCUUGUUGUCCUCCCUGUCCAGCUCCUUGCUGUCCACCUUGCCCAGCUCCUUGUGUGCCUUGUCCAACUGCUUGUUGUACACCAUGUUGUCCGCCUUGUCUGCCAAUAAUUCCCAAGGCACCGUGUCCACCACCAAUAUGUCCCUCACCACCACCAUUGAUACCUGUUGGGCAAAUUGUGCCCGUCACUCCCACUAUUCCAGUAUGUCCACCACCGCCCUGUUGUCCUAUGCCGAGUCCACCUUGUUGUCCUGUUCCUUGUUAGUAUUGUUUUGGACCAUUGUGAUUGUAAAUAUGUUCAUAUUUAAAAUGUAAAACAUGUGUGAAAUAAAUUUGUUAUAAUCGUU
Messenger RNA from Aethina tumida (small hive beetle), 1285 nucleotides. RefSeq lists its product as uncharacterized. NCBI's taxonomy places the organism in Eukaryota, Metazoa, Arthropoda, Insecta, Coleoptera, Nitidulidae. The coding region runs from base 115 to 1203 and encodes 362 amino acids. The transcript has a single exon. The record is from RefSeq and is a predicted model, not a curated record.